AUGAAACCUUACGACAAUGGGACAUUCGCGUCAAGACAUUUCGUUACGGAAUGGGAGGACAACGUCGUGUUCGAUGCGGACGAUCCGGAUUUUUCCACCGGUGGCAAUGCGGCCGCAGCAGCGACAAAUGCUUUAAUGCGGUCCGCCUCGCUUGCAUCGUCCAAUCUGACACGAUCGGUCACUACCUACUACGGACUCAACUCGGCAUCGGUUGUGUCGAAUUUGAACCAGUUAAUGAAGGUAUCUUCAAGUGCGAAGCUAUCAGCAACCAGCAACAGCAACAGUAUGUCGGUAGCCAGCGUACAAGCACCCCAUCUGGCGGAUUUGUGCAGCUCACUGAGCCGCACCAGCCUGAGCAUGUCGUCGUCAUUGUCGGAUCUGGUCGGCAGCCCAUCGCUCGGUGCCGUGUUCGACUUCCACUCGUCGGACGCCGUGCUAACGAUUGAGGAACUGCGCGAGCAGCUUGGCUCAUGCUACACUUGUGGCGUGUCCUGGACCGAGGAUCAGGUGUCGCUCGAUUGUACCGAGUGCGGUGGUUACAGUCUCGAACGCCCAUGCCUUAUCUGUGAAGGCAUCUGCGGUCAGCUGUGGAAGCGUGAUUUCACCAUGAGCCACGCCUGCGGUAAAUCACGCUGGCAGGGUGUGUGCACCAAGUUCCCGGCCCAGAUGAUUCAGCUCCAGUCGUCGGCACCGCUUAGCAGUUGUGCCAGCUUCGGUAGCCAUCAUCAGCUUGCGACCGGUUGUGCUGCUGCCGCCAACAAUGGAUCGAACAGCACCGCCAGCCAGCAGCAUUUCCUGCAGCAAGAGCUAUGCGCCCGACUCGAGAAGCUUUCCGCGAAUGCACAUUCGUAAGGCAACAACAGCAUGGGCAGCAGUUCCGGAU
Molecule: messenger RNA, 883 nt
Organism: Anopheles maculipalpis
Lineage: Eukaryota; Metazoa; Arthropoda; Insecta; Diptera; Culicidae
Gene: Pino
Product: protein pinocchio
Exons: 4
Coding region: 1-852 (283 amino acids)
Source: RefSeq, a predicted model, not a curated record